Prionailurus viverrinus (fishing cat) is the source of this 1591-nucleotide messenger RNA. RefSeq names its product dorsal root ganglia homeobox (gene DRGX). Gene Ontology annotation, molecular function: RNA polymerase II transcription regulatory region sequence-specific DNA binding; DNA-binding transcription factor activity, RNA polymerase II-specific. The record is from RefSeq and is a predicted model, not a curated record. Bases 235 to 1032 code for a protein of 265 amino acids. Gene Ontology annotation, biological process: regulation of transcription by RNA polymerase II. Lineage: Eukaryota; Metazoa; Chordata; Mammalia; Carnivora; Felidae. The transcript is spliced from 7 exons.
UCGGGGACGCUGCGAAGGCCAUGGUCAGGCAGCGACGCGCCGCGGACGGCUUCAGGCUGGAGCCGAGAGACAGGAGCAGCGCGCGGGGUGCGGAGUCGAGAGUUCGGUCCCUUCUCUGAGCGCUGAGCGCGCGUCGCAAGUAACUUCCGCAGCCAGGCCGGAGCUACGCGCCCCUUGUCUGUCCAGCGGUUACUCUCCCCGGGCCCCACCGUCCAGCUGAUCCGGCCGUCGGGGAUGUUUUAUUUCCACUGUCCGCCACAGCUAGAGGUAGGCACUGCACCCUUUGGCAACCACUCUCCAGGAGAUUUCGAUGAUGGGUUUCUGCGCAGAAAACAGCGCCGGAACCGGACGACAUUUACUCUUCAGCAGCUGGAAGCUCUUGAGGCAGUUUUUGCCCAAACACACUACCCUGAUGUCUUCACCAGAGAAGAGCUGGCCAUGAAAAUAAACCUCACAGAAGCCAGAGUGCAGGUUUGGUUCCAGAACCGAAGGGCCAAAUGGAGGAAAACAGAGAGAGGAGCUUCCGACCAAGAGCCAGGAGCCAAGGAGCCCAUGGCAGAGGUGACACCCCCACCUGUGCGAAACAUCAACUCCCCGCCCCCCGGGGACCAGGCCCGGAGCAAGAAAGAGGUCCUGGAAGCCCAACAGAGCAGCCUGGGGAGAACUGUGGGUCCCACAGGACCCUUCUUCCCUUCUUGCUUGCCGGGGACCCUCCUGAAUACGGCCACGUAUGCCCAGGCUCUGUCACACGUUGCCUCUCUGAAAGGGGGCCCACUGUGCUCUUGCUGUGUCCCAGACCCCAUGGGGCUGUCGUUCCUCCCCACCUACGGCUGCCAGAGUAACCGCACGGCCAGCGUGGCCGCCCUGCGCAUGAAGGCUCGCGAGCACUCGGAGGCCGUCCUGCAGUCCGCCAACCUCCUGCCCUCGGCCAGCAGCAGCCCCAGCCCUGUGGCCAAGCCGGCGCCCCCCGAUGGCAGCCAGGACAAGAACCCUCCCGCCAAGGAACAGAGCGAGGAAGACAAGAGUGUAUGAGGGUCCGGAGUGUCCAGGCCCGAGGCGCCCUCCCCUGCCCCCUGCUUCUCCCAGCCUCAGCCCCUGUGGAAAACUCCCCAAAAAGCAAAGGGAAGACUGCGGCCCAGGGCCUCCUCACGGACUCAGGAAGGGAAGUGAGACCCACGGCUUCCUCGGCAUCUGGAGAGUGCUUCUGGAGUCCUACCGGCGGGGCUGUGUUGUCCUGGCUUCUUUGGUGACAUGUCCGGAUGGAACUCGUGGGCACCAGAGCCCAUUCUGUGGUGAGACCGUUGGGGUUUCCAUCUGGGCCCAGAAGUCUUGGAGGGAAGUAGAGUUACUCACCCCCUCACCUUCCUGACCCUUUCCUGGGCUGCCUUUGAAGGUCUUACCAACCCAAAGAACUGCGGCAUGGGCCAUCCUUGAGAGACAUCCAGGGCUGAGUCUUGCGCUCCGAAGCGGGGCCGUGCCGUUACAUUAGGCACCAACCGACUCUCAACUGCCUACCAUCAAGACUAGCAGCCGUCGCCCCCUUCCUCUUAUUGGAGGAUAUUGGUUGUAGGCUGGGUUAGGUUAGAAGGUG